AACGGAAAAUAAAGCAGGGGACGGGUUUGGCAGAGAGACGUGUGGAAAGGGUGGCACUGAGUUAGUUCCUCCGAGAUGUUCCCGAGGGUCUCGGAGCUUCUACGUCUUCGCCCCCUGUCCCGCGUCCCUUUGCCCUGUGGAAGCCCGGAGGUGUCCGCGGCUGCAGUUUUACCAUUUGCUGCUCCUCCCGGAACGGUCAGGACAAAAAAUAUCCAAAGAUAUUUUGGUACCAGCAGUGUGAUCAAUAGGAAGAAAGAUGCGAAGUCUGAUCCAGUUGGCAAUAUUUCAAAGAGACAAGACCUUGUAAAAAAGGAUGAGAAAAAAAAUAUAUCAGAAAUAAUUAAAGGCAUGAAAGUUGAAUUAAGCACAGUAAAAGUACAAACAACAAAGCCACCCAGCAGCAAACCACUUAAAAAUGUGGCAGCUGCCAUGAACAAGCCCCCAAGAGCUGCAGAAGAUGCUCCAGAGAAGCGAAAUGAGCCCUUAAGUCCUGCGUUGGUAGCAGCUGCAUCUGCUGUUGCAGCUUCCCUCCCUCGUGACAAGCAGAUGACCAAGUCAGAGCUGCUGGAACGGCUGAAGCAGCAUGAGCAGGACUCAGUGUCCCAGAAAGAGAAAGAGAAACCUAAAAUCAGUUUCAGUGCCAUUAUAUCAGAUAUGAAAGUUGCCAGAUCUGCUAAAACUAGAGCGUCAAGACCAGAGCAUCAGAUUCAGUUUGAUGAAGGAUUUAACAGUUCUCUUGGACAGGAUGUAAUAUCUGAUCUUAAAAAAAGUGUUAAGAAAGAUUUAUUCAAAGGGAAGAGACUUAAUAUUUUUGAUAUGGAGCAAUUUUCUGAAGAAGCACCUCAAACAGAGGCACCACCUUCUCUUUGGGAUAUGGAAUUUGCAAAGCAGUUAGCCACAGUAAAUACACAGCCUUAUCAGAAUGGGUUUGAAGAAAUGAUCCAGUGGACAAAAGAAGGGAAACUGUGGGAAUUCCCAAUUAACAAUGAAUCAGGUCUUGAUGAUGAUGGUUCUGAAUUUCAUGAACAUAUAUUUCUGGAUAAAUACCUGGAGGAUUUUCCAAAACAAGGACCAAUUCGCCACUUCAUGGAUUUGGUGACUUGCGGUCUUUCCAAAAACCCAUAUCUGAGUGUUAAACAGAAGGUUGAACACAUAGAGUGGUUCCGAAAUUAUUUUAAAGAAAAAAGGGACAUUUUAAAAGAAAAUAACAUACAGUUCAACUAAGACCUUAGAAAUUUUUAUUUCAAGCUAUUGGAAAUUGAUAUAAUGAAAUAAAAAUAAUUCUAGUUUAAUGUUAAUUAGUACAUCUGAUUUGACUGAUAUAAGUCAUAAAGAAUCCACUUGUCAAAAAUUGCCUUUUGAAAGGAAAGUUUAUUCUGGUGAACAGAGACUGAAAUCAGGAUAUUCUAGCAGCUAGCUGGGAAAAGCUAAGUUUAUCACGUGUGUGUGCGGAUGGCUGACGUUGGGAGAGAGAUAGUGGCAGCUAGCUGGGAGAGAUUUCAUCCGAGAAUGGAUGGGCUAACACUCGGAAAGAGAGAGAGCUACUAACUGGGAAAGGAAUUAGACUUAUACAGGUAUUGAAGGGGCUAAGGAAUCUGGGGUGAAAUGUUCAUUGAGUUGGAUGCUCAAGGACAGUGUGAUCAGUUGUGUACACAGUUACUCUGUUUCUUGGCACCAAGGGGGUUGUAUACUACCUUUUUAGUCCAUUUGCACUAUGUACUGGACAACUGCUGUUGUCUGCUACAAGCAGCCUGUUGGCUUGCUUUGUCCCAUUUGUUUGUGAAGAACUCACGUCAUGCCUGACAAUAUGAAUGAAUGUUAGUUUUUAAGUAUGAUGGUACCUAAGGGAUACCCUUCUAUGGAGAAAAGUCCAUUCAUAGAUUUAAAAGAAUCUCUGAGUAUUAGUGGUAGGUUUAAGGCAACUCCCAUCUAACUUUUUUCUUUUCACUCAGUGCCUGUACUGCUUUGAAAUACAGUGUAAUAGCCGUAUAUCUGAUGACACCAAAGUACUUGCACUAGU
Molecule: messenger RNA, 2020 nt
Organism: Fukomys damarensis (Damara mole-rat)
Lineage: Eukaryota; Metazoa; Chordata; Mammalia; Rodentia; Bathyergidae
Gene: Mrps31
Product: mitochondrial ribosomal protein S31
Exons: 7
Coding region: 76-1224 (382 amino acids)
Cellular component (GO): mitochondrial small ribosomal subunit
Molecular function (GO): structural constituent of ribosome
Source: RefSeq, a predicted model, not a curated record